AUGAGGCCAAAGGCACCAACGGACAAGGGCAACGCUCUGCAACAGGAGAAGAGGAAUGCCCCGGAGAAGAAGAAGACGCAGAGCGUGAGAGGCAGCCAAAGAAACCCGAGGACGCAGGCUGUGACCCUGACGUUCCCUCAGGGUACAUACGGCGAAGGGAUGCGACUAAUCAAGUCGCAUAUUAACUUAAAGGAACUGGGCAUUGACGCACUCAAGCCCAGAAGAGCGCAGACAGGGGCGAUAAUCCUCGAGGUCACGGGGGAAAAUGCCAAAGAGAAGGCAGACUGUCUGGCAGAGAAGAUGAGAGCGGUCGUCGGUGGAAAAGAGGGUGUUAAAAUCACGCGCCCCACGAAACUGGCGGAAAUCCGCAUCCGAGACCUUGAUGACUCCAUCACGGUGGAGGACGUUAAGGAGGCGGUGGCUAAAGCCGGGGGAUGUACGCCCCCGGAAGUCAAGACUGGCGAGAUCAAGCUCGCUCCCAAUGGCCUGGGCACCAUAUGGGUGCAAUGCCCGCUGGUGUCGGCCAAAAGGGCAGCCGCCCCGGGCAAAGUAAAGAUUGGGUGGAUAAUAGCAAGAUUGGAGCUACUGGAAGCAAGGCCUCUAAUUUGUUUUAGAUGCCUGGAGAGAGGCCAUGUCAGGGCUCAAUGCCGUAGCAGGACUGACCGCAGCGAAGUCUGCUGCAGAUGCGGGGCGACAGGGCAUAAGGCCCAAGAGUGCAGUGCGGAGCCCAAGUGCCCAGUCUGCACGGCUAGAGGACUACCGGCAAAUCAUAAGGCCGGUAACAAAGCCUGCCCAAUGCCAUCCAGGAAGGCGCUUAAAAAGAGAAGGCGCGAAGAGGGACAACAGCAGGCGGAACCGUCGACCCCGCGGAACCAGGCUGUGGGCCAGCCAGCAAAUCCGGAGGAAAUGGAGGUGGAUACUCCUGCAAUGGAGACGGACACUCCUGCACCUCUGGAACAGACAGCCCAGAAUUAUUCUAACUCGGGCCUGCACACAACGAGAGGAGAAGGGCCAGGAGGAGGCCAACACGGCAUCGCUUUCAUGCCCUUAAGAAUUAUUCAGGCGAACAUAAACCACGCCCGCCAGGCACAAGACUUGCUCUUACAAGCCAUGGCGGAGCGUGGUGGAGGCUUGGCCAUUGUGGCGGAGCCAUGGAGGGUGCCGAAUCACCCAUGUUGGGCGGUGAAUCAGGAGAACUCAGUGGCUAUACACUGGAGACGCACGAGGGAGCAACACAUACCAUGUUGUAAAAAGGGCGAGGGACCAGGUUGGGCUAUGGUGGAAUGGGACCCCCUAACGAUAAUAGGGGUCUACCUUAGGCCCAGCCUGUCACGCGCGGAGCUGGAGGAGCGACUGGAGGAUCUGGAGCAACAGGUCCGAGCGGUCCUUCCGAGGCCAAUACUGGUCGCCGGGGACUUCAACGCCAAGUCGGCGCUUUGGGGUUCCCGGCGGCCAGAUGCCAAGGGCGCGGAGGUGGAGGCCUGGGCAGACCGCCUGGGCCUCCACCUCAUGAAUACAGGCACAACCAGUACGUGCGUUAGACCGCAGGGAGAAUCAAUAGUGGACAUAACGUGGAUCUCCCCUGCGGCCACUAGAAUAGUCACGGCCUGGAGGGUGGCGGAGGAUAUAGUUCUCCUCUCUGACCAUCUUCCGCUGGAGAUGGAGAUUCGAUUGGCUCCCGUAGGAGGGGUUGGGCCCGAGGAUGGGAGACCACUUAGGUGGUCGAUUAAAAAGAUGGACCCUGACAAGUUGCAGGCGUCUCUGGCGGCGGAAACUUGGGUCGCGAGGGCGCCAGUGAUGCAGGAAGGGAACAUCGAGAACGAGAGAAGUCAUCCGGGCAAGAAGAAAGGUUCAAAGGGAGAGACGGAGAACCGCCGUCGCCCAAGGAAACCUGGAGACUCUCCUGGCACAAUGGAAGGAGAAGAGGGCACAGCUGAAGAGAGCGAUCCUGAAGGCAAAAGAGAAGGCCUGGGAGGAAUCGAUCAACAGCUAGAGGAAGACCCUUGGGGGCGCCCUUACAAGCUAGUCUUGGACAAACUUAGUAGGGGUGCGCCUCCAACGGUAGAGACGCUAGAGCCGGCAUUCCUCGAGCGAGUAGUGCACACACUGUUCCCAGCAGCGGGGAACAACGACCCGGCCCCGACGUCAGGAGAGGACAUCCUGGCCAAUGAUGAAGAGGUGGAGGAAGAGUGGCAAGAUGACUUAGAAGUCUCGGACCUCGAAAUAACUAAGGCGGUUAAGAGGCUAAAAGCGGGCAAAGCCCCUGGCCCGGACGGGAUUCCAGGGAUCGCUUGGAAGACGGCCAUGAGGGAGAUUGCAAAGAGGCUAGGCGAGGUUAUGAACGCCUGUCUCAGAAUGGGUUAUUUCCCACAACUAUGGAAGGAGGCGAAGAUGGUCCUCCUCCCAAAAGAGGGUAAACCGGCGGAGCUCCCGUCGAGCUACCGCCCUAUCUGCUUGCUCGACGAGGCGGGAAAGGUGUUUGAGAGGGUAAUCACCUCCCGGCUUGUUCGGAGUUUGGAGGACGGAGAGGGAGAGGGCCUCCACGUGAGACAGUAUGGCUUCAGGGAAGCUAGGUCCACGGUCGACGCAAUCAUAACGAUAGGGCAAUAUCUGGAGAACAGGACAAUAACCUGUACUGAUAAGAACGCGGCCCAAAGAAGAUGGAACGCGGAGAGCGGCGUCCCGCAGGGCUCGGUUUUGGGACCAGUCCUGUGGGACGUCGCCUACGACGAGGUCCUCCGGACCGCCCUGCCCUCCGGCUGCACCAUGAUCUGCUAUGCAGACGACACAUUGGUGCUAGCCGGGGGGCGGGACUGGAAAGACGCCGUAGACACGGCGAACAUUGCCACCGCAUGCGCAGUACGCGCCAUCAAGGCGCUGGGACUUAAGGUGGCGGCGAAAAAGACGGAGGCGACGUUCAUGCACGACGGGUCGCACGGACCGCCGCCGGCAGCACACCUCGUGGUGGACGAUACGAGAGUCGAUGUGGGGACCCAGAUUAAAUAUCUGGGUCUCCACAUCGACGCGAGAUGGAAAUUUGAGGGACACAUCCUCAAAUUGACACACAGGUUGGGCAUGGUGGCUAAUUCAUUGUCACGUCUGAUGCCCAACCUGGGGGUAGUGGGCGGAUCAGGAAACUGUACGCCAGCGUGGUACAUUCUAUCAUGCUGUACGAGUCUCCUGUAUGGUUCGAGGCAGUGCGGAGAAACAGGAAGGCCUCGGCGGCCCUGCUGCAGGCCCAACGAAAGAUGGCGGAGUCCCGAUAACAGGGAGGAUAAGGAGGUACAUCAACCUCCAGGCGAAGGAGCGCAUGAGGGAGAAAUGGAGGACUCGGCUCUCGAGGCCGGACACUGCAGGCCGAAGGACAGUCCAGGCCAUACUCCCGAACCUCGAUGCCUGGCUCGACCGUCUAUGCGCCAGGGCAUCUUAUAG
Molecule: messenger RNA, 3432 nt
Organism: Vollenhovia emeryi
Lineage: Eukaryota; Metazoa; Arthropoda; Insecta; Hymenoptera; Formicidae
Exons: 4
Coding region: 1-3432 (1143 amino acids)
Molecular function (GO): nucleic acid binding; zinc ion binding; catalytic activity
Source: RefSeq, a predicted model, not a curated record